AUGUCAAACAUCCACGUCUCCCAGCACCCUUGCGUUCGCGCAAAGCUCAGCCAGUUGCGAUCUAGCGCCACAGGUCCCAGAGAAACAAGAGCUCUCGUCACCGAGAUCUCUAGCUUCCUAGCUGCAGAAGCAUUAGCUACCUCGUUAACCACCAUCCAAACGGGAGAGGGUACCUCUGCUCUUGGUGAAAAAUAUGCUGUCGAAGAUGUCGCCGAAAAGGUGGUUUUGGUUCCAAUCCUUCGAUCCGGUCUUGGGAUGCUUGAAGCCUUCAAUAACCUUCUCCCAACCCCUGCUGCUAUCUACCACUUAGGUCUCUUCCGUGAAAAGGCCACUCUAUCUCCAGUAGAAUACUACAACAACCUCCCAACAACAUCCGCCAAUUCCGGACCCCCAGCAGAUCUAGCUAUCAUUCUAGACCCUGUUAUCGCAACCGGUGGUACCGCUAUCGCUGCAAUCCAAACUUUGAAGGAAUGGGGUGUCAAGAAGAUUAUCCUAUGCAGCAUUCUCGGUGCCAAACCCGGUGUGAACCACGCUGCUGAAGAGUGGCCCGAAGGCGUGGAGGUUUACCUUGGAGCCAUUGAUCCAAAGACAACCCCUCAGGGAAUGAUUGUACCUGGGCUCGGAGACAUUGGUGACCGACUCUUCCUCACAAUUGGGAAAUGA
Messenger RNA from Orbilia oligospora ATCC 24927, 663 nucleotides. RefSeq lists its product as uncharacterized. The record is from RefSeq and is a predicted model, not a curated record. Bases 1 to 663 code for a protein of 220 amino acids. The transcript has 4 exons. NCBI's taxonomy places the organism in Eukaryota, Fungi, Ascomycota, Orbiliomycetes, Orbiliales, Orbiliaceae.